Messenger RNA from Seriola dumerili (greater amberjack), 3515 nucleotides. RefSeq names its product ras-related protein Rab-6B (gene rab6ba). The transcript is spliced from 8 exons. NCBI's taxonomy places the organism in Eukaryota, Metazoa, Chordata, Actinopteri, Carangiformes, Carangidae. The record is from RefSeq and is a predicted model, not a curated record. Bases 190 to 837 code for a protein of 215 amino acids. Gene Ontology annotation, molecular function: GTP binding; GTPase activity.
CACGGAGAGAGAGAGAGAGAGAGAGAGGGAGAGAGAGAGAGAGAGCGAGAGGGGGGUUGAAAAGGAAGCAACAUCACCGUCUUUUCCAUCCAGCAUCUUCACCGACCAACACCGAACUCGUGUGGGAACCAAGUGCACUCAGACUGUCCUCCGGUGUCCAGAGUUCCCCCCCUCCUCGUCCUCCUCAAAAUGUCCGUGGGCAGUGACUUUGGGAACCCCUUAAGAAAAUUCAAACUCGUCUUUCUGGGGGAGCAAAGUGUUGGAAAGACGUCUCUGAUCACACGGUUCAUGUAUGACAGCUUUGACAACACAUAUCAGGCCACAAUUGGAAUUGACUUCCUGUCGAAAACCAUGUACUUGGAAGAUCGAACGCUUUCUCUCUCUCAACCCCAGGUGAGGUUGCAGCUCUGGGACACAGCGGGACAAGAGCGCUUCAGGAGCCUCAUUCCCAGUUAUAUACGGGACUCCACUGUAGCUGUGGUGGUCUACGACAUUACAAAUGUUAACUCAUUCCAGCAGACGUCAAAAUGGAUCGACGAUGUGAGAACAGAGAGAGGAAGUGAUGUCAUCAUUAUGCUCGUCGGCAAUAAAACAGACCUGGCAGAUAAGAGGCAAAUCACAAUUGAGGAAGGUGAACAGAGGGCUAAGGAGCUGAGCGUCAUGUUCAUAGAGACGAGCGCCAAGACGGGUUACAACGUCAAACAGCUGUUUCGGCGCGUGGCAGCUGCUCUUCCAGGGAUGGAAAGUAUGCAAGAGACGAGCAAAGAAGGGAUGAUCGACAUCAAGCUGGACAAACCGCAGGAGCCCCAGACCACCGAAGGCGGCUGUUCCUGUUAAUACCCGGCACCUGUCCUGGAGAAGAAAACAAAAAAAACAAAACAAAAACGGAAACAAAAUCAUUUACACCACAUGCUUGUUAUGUUGCUUCCUGUCGGUUAACCUGCAGUCGACUUUGCACGUUAAGAAUCUGGCCUCCUCACCUGACUAUUGGUUCAUCAGUUGGAACUAUCGAUAUGUGAAUUUGGUUCUGGAGUAGUGUAGCCUACUUUGUUAGUGAAACUGCCAAAAAAAAGAAAAACAGUCUUACAACUUGCAAAAAAACAAAAACAAAAAAAAAAUGAAAAAAAAAAUAGACGAAUGUGAAAAAAGAUCCCAAGUUACAUAUUAUGUGUAUACAAUUUUUUAAGUAGAAAAGCAAGUUUCCCCACUUUCUUUUUUGUAAUUUUGUAUAUUCAGGGAAAUCUCUCUGGAAGGGUUGUUUCUUUAUUUUGUUUUGUUUUGUUUUGUUUUGUUUUUGUUUUUGUUUUUAAAUGCAAACAACGAGGCUCUGCGUCAGAGAGCUGGGACGGAGCAGAUGGUUUAAGACGUAUUCUUAUGGAUGCCACUGUUGUUAGAGGCAAAGAUGGAGGUCCCCUAAAAUGUUAACCAAGGCCAAACUCUUACCUUUCUCGACUUCAUGCCUUCACUUAACCAUCUGCAGGCUUUAAAAAAAAAAAAAAAAAAAUCUCUCCGCCUCAGCCGAGCCUCGCGGUUUUCGGUGGACCAAUCACGGCGCCCAUAACCCCAGUGCUCUCCAUAACUUUGCGUUUCUGUACGUUACAGGACAAACUGAACAGUAACAUCUUGAGUAUCUAAUGCAUGUCUAAGUUUUCGAGCAUAGGUACCGUGUGAACACGAGUUUGAACAUGUGAAUGGUAACAUGACACCAGUGACUUAAUGCACUCUGAUAACGACUAGUCCAAGUCUUUUUGUUUAUGAGAACUGGAUUUGUAUACUUGACUUCAGAAAAUCUUUUUUUGUCGUGUGUGUGCGUGCGUGCGAGUGUGUGUGUGUGCGUGCGUGUGUGUGUAAACGUGUGCUUUCUGUAUAGGCAACAUUAGAAUGCAGACAGAGAGGGCCACUGCCAAGUCGUGUCAUUCUCGCCACAUUACGGCACCGUGUAGGUCACCCAUUUGUUUGCAGGAUGUCAUUAGACUUCCCCCACUCACAGCGGUAGCAGUGUGACGUCUCGGUAGUUGUGAUCAUGAUAGUCUGCUACAUCCACACGUGAGCAGUGAGCAGUGGAGAACCGGAAGCCGUUGCCUUGUGUCACAGAGGAACGUAAAGACGAAAAAAAGGUUCCCCACGUGGUGAGCUGUAGACUUUAAUGCAGGUUCUGUGAUCAGCGCAGACCGUUAACAUUGUAAACCAGUUUCAUUCCUGUCAAGAGACUAAUUUGCACAUGUAGACCUUUCAGGUUAAUAUGAAGUUCUGAAAAGCUUCAUUAUAAAUGUAUAGUCACUUAAUUUAAGACCUGUCUGAUUGUCAUAGAAACUGUCGCACGACAUGUCCCCACUGAGAUGAGGUUUUCUUUUGCUGCUUGUGUUUAAACUGACUACUGAUGUUGUCUUUAUGCAAUGUUGUCUCUUUUUAUUUUAUUUUUUUAUUUCUUUCUUUUUUCUUUUCUUACCAGAGCCUGAAAUCGUAACGUACUGGUGGUGAAGUCAGCCAGUGUCGAGAACACUACUUUGAUUUGACUCGUCUUUGAAGUGAAAUCUUACUGCACUUUUUAAGGAACAUGUUUUAGAAUUAGAGUGACAAUGUUAAGUCUUAGAAACGUGGUACAACAACAACAACAACAAAAAAACAAACAAAAAACAACAAAAAAAAAAAUUAAUCUUUAUCCCCAGAACUUUUGGGGUACUGUGUCUUAGAGUAGAGGAAAACGUUCAUGAAUUGUUCACACUUGUCCAAAAAAAGGGGAGCACUCUUGUGAAAACUAGUGAACCUUUCUAACCCACAUAAUGAGCCAAAUAAUAAUAAUAAUAAUAUUAAUAAUAAUGAUUAAAAUAAUAAUAAUGAUAACAAUAAUAGUAAUAAGAGACCGAGUUGGAUCAAAUAUCACAGGAGACCUUGACUGGAACACACUGGUGGUGUUGGGAAUGACAAAGACAGGUUGCAUUUCAAGUUUGAAUCCCUCGUACUGGAAAAAAGAAAAAGAAAAAAACAAGUCUAAUAACGUUUGAACCCUCUGUGUUGCUGCCUAUUUAUUUUACUGAAACAGGAAUGUACUGCUCUCAUUACUGACCACACAGCCUUGUAAAGGAGAGCACUUUUAGAGAAAAAAAGACUCAGUGGGUAUUUAUUUUUAAAUGUGGACAAAAUGAUUGAUCGGUAGCUAUAGACAUUCCUUUGUAUUUAACCUUAAAUAUGAAAGUAGAGCCCACCUUUGCUUUGGUUUCCCCCGAAAGGCCCAUUUUAACAUUCCCCUUGAAAAUGGACCAAGUGAUGCAACACAAGUCUUUGCGUGUUGUGUUGUGUUGUGUUGGGGGUGGCGGUGGCGGUGGCGGUGGGGCGGGUCUGCAUUUGAAGAUGGAGGCCAUGGCCAUUCCCUGAGGGUGUGUAUGUUCUGUCACAGCUCUGAGCAGCAGACCUGACCAGUCCAGAGCUGACUCUCCAUUCACACUGUACAGAGAUCUAGCAUGUCUCUCCAAAUGAUUAAUAAAGAUGUCUUAUUACCAAAGUCACGCACACAA